GAGGCAACAAAUUCACCUUUCAGUCAGCGUAAUCAAGCAGCCCUCAUAGAGAUUUGUGAUCAUGUAAAGCUGGAUCCAGACGGACCGAAGACUGCUUUGAAGGCAUUGAUUAAAUAUCUGCAGCAGUCUGCAGCCAAGGACCCAAAGACUGCUGCCUUCACGCUGACUUUACUGGACAUGUGCGUCAAAAACUGUGGCUACCCCUUUCUAUUGGAAUUCUGCAGAGGAGACUACUUAAAAAACUUGAAAAACCUUGUCUGGGGACUAGCCUUUUCGAAUCAUGCCGACUUUCAACCGUUCAACGCACUGUACCAAGCACUCUUACACAAGUCAUUCCGCUUCCCUGAUGUGGAAACCAAUGACGUAGAGUUACUUAGGCGUACGUUUCCACCAUUGGGAUCGACCCAGCGAACUGCAACUCCGAGCGGCAAGGACACUCACCUGCUGAUAAUUCGCCGGGAUCUCCACUUCCAGUCCCUUGAUCUUCAGGACUUAGAGGGUCUAUUUCAGACUUUCACCCGUAAUCCCUCAGAUAAUAUUGCGCGGAUACGAUUGCGGAACGCUGCAGUCCGCCUCCAGGGUUAUCAAAAGAUCCUGGAAGCUGACGUUCUACUACUCGAAGAAAGUAAAUACCUGCAGUCGGAAAGUAUUCUGGAAGAACAGAUCACGCUUAAUGAGCUGAUUCGAGUGAUCGACAAAAUUGGUCAUGUUAUUCAACAGUUUCAAUCACUCGAGAAGAUGCGCUAUCAGGAGGAAGAGGAGGUAAUCCAUUUUUAA
Messenger RNA from Dibothriocephalus latus, 777 nucleotides. Lineage: Eukaryota; Metazoa; Platyhelminthes; Cestoda; Diphyllobothriidea; Diphyllobothriidae. The record is from the annotation of a GenBank genome assembly.